UUUUCUGGACAGAAACCUCGUCUUAAACACCAUUUCAAGCAGCGCAGCCCAACUCAAACACCAAGAAAGAGUAGUCCACAACAGGUCACAGAACAUACAGCUCGAAAUCGGAGUAAAUUCACAUCGAGUCCGAGUAGACGUUAGCGUUUUGCCCUGAGAGUGCGGGCGGGCACUGUCAGGGAAUUUCGGGCUACCAUUGUCCCUCUUACCUCCAGAACGAUGUCAUUGAUGGAGACAGCCAUGCGACAAACUAUUCUUCUUCCUCUACGACAAAUACCAUCUCCACCGCCGUUGAGUUCAUCGAGAGUUGCAGCGAAUUCGAUGUACGGGCAGAACAAGCAGAAGAUGGGGGCUGGAAGAGCCCUAAUUUUGUGUUGCUCUGAUUCCUCGUCCAUUUCGUCAUCUUAUUCUCCCUCUCCGGCGAUUGCAAUGACUAGUGCUCCACCGGUGAAAAGGAGGAGGAAGAGGUACAGGAGGCUGUACCCAGGAGAGAGCAAAGGCAUUACCGAAGAGAUGAGGUUCGUUGCCAUGAGACUCCGAAGAGUUAACAAGGGCAGCAGCGAUGACGAUGACCAAGAUUCAUCUAGUGAAGACGGUUUAGAAGGGGAGGGUAAUUUGGCAUCAGUUGAUGAUGAUGGUGGUGUUGGUGGAGCGACAUGGGAGCCGACCUUGGAUGGGUACCUCAAGUAUUUAGUUGAUAGCAAGCUCGUCUUCGACACUAUGGAGCGCAUCGUUGAUGAAUCCAGUGACGUUGCCUACGCCUAUUUCCGGAAAACUGGAUUGGAACGAUCAGAAGGUCUUGCAAAAGAUCUAGAGUGGAUUAGACAACAGGGGUUUGUGAUUCCUGAACCUAGCAAUCCGGGAGUUUCUUAUGCCAAGUAUUUAAAUGAACUUGCAGAGAAGAGUGCCCCGUUGUUUCUUUGCCAUUUCUACAAUAUAUAUUUUUCACAUAUUGCAGGAGGUCAGGUGAUUGCAAGGCAGGUUUCUAAGAAGCUCCUAGAAGGAAGGGAGAUGGAGUUUUACAGAUGGGAGGGGGAUAUGCCAGGGUUGAUGAGUGCCGUCCGUGAGAAGCUGAACAUGCUUUGAGAGCACUGGAGUCGUGAUGAGAAAAACAAAUGCUUAAAAGAAACAACAAAAUCAUUUCGGUUUUUGGGGCAGAUUGUCCGCUUGAUCAUCUUAUGAAUAUCUUAAAAUCCACAGAUGAUUGUUUGUGAAGAGGUUAUGUAUCAGGUUUUUUUUUUUUUUUACUUGUUCAGAAUAGAUAUCCUACGCAUCAUUUAAAUGACUUUCAUCAUGCUUUAUUGCCUUCAACCCUUUUCAAGUAGCUUGAUAACUUAAGUUAUUCCAUCAAAAAGUUAUAUCAGAUUGCAUUUUUGGUUUCCA
This is a messenger RNA of Juglans microcarpa x Juglans regia, 1383 nucleotides long. Its product is annotated as probable inactive heme oxygenase 2, chloroplastic. The record is from RefSeq and is a predicted model, not a curated record. Gene Ontology annotation, molecular function: heme oxygenase (decyclizing) activity. Gene Ontology annotation, biological process: heme oxidation; phytochromobilin biosynthetic process. NCBI's taxonomy places the organism in Eukaryota, Viridiplantae, Streptophyta, Magnoliopsida, Fagales, Juglandaceae. The coding region runs from base 220 to 1086 and encodes 288 amino acids. The transcript has 4 exons.